AUGGCGCCGCCCUUCUGCGCCGCCGACCUGCAGAGCGCGAAGCUGGACGCGCUGCGGGCCUGGCGGCACGAUCUGCGUAAGAGGGUCGCCGACAUGAGAUGGGCAGAGGGCCACAUGCGGGGGCCCUCGCUGCAAGUGGAGCUCCAUGGGGGCCGUGAGCCGUGCGAGCAGCUCGUGUCGAAGUCGGAUGCGGGGGUCCCACCCACUGGCAACAAGGCGGAGCUGAGGCGACGGCUGGACGCGUUCCUGGAGGCGGAGUUGCUGAGGGUCGGCAGCGAGGCCAUGCCGGAGCCAGUCGACCUUGCCGAUGCCGAGCCUGAGCGGAGGCCGAGGAAGGUCGCGAGGCUGGAUGCCCAGGCGGUCCAGGGCGUGGCCAGGCCGCGCGGCGGAGCGCGGCAGGCCCAGCGGCGGCCGCCCUCCGCGGAGCCGCCGAGCGGCCCCGCCCCAGGCGGCGAGGCCGCGGAGGCGGGGCAGCACUGCUCCGAGGGCGCCUGGGCAGCGGGCGAUCCCGUGCUCGGGGGCAGCCUGGCGGCCCGGAUCAUGACCCGCAUGCAGAAGCGGCGCUCGGUGGAGGCCGUUCCCGGGGCCGCGCAGGACGCCCCCGAGGGCGCGCGCCGGAAGUUCGCGCGGCUCGCGGGCCACGGGGCCGCGGCGGGCGAGGGCGGCGCUGGGCGCGCGGCGGAGCAGCGGGGGGCGGCGGAGGUCGCCACGGAGCAGGCGGGGCGCCAGGGAGCGGCGCCGCUCGUGGCCGCGCCGCGGCAGGAGGAGAGGCCGCCUCCCGGCGCCGCAGGGCGUCCGAGGUGGAGAGGGGGCGCCCUGCAGGACGAGGCGGAGGAGCAGCACGCGCGCCCCCUGGCGGGGGAGACGAGGCGGGAGGAGCCGCAGGCUGCAGGAGACCAGGGGACGAGGCCCGGGGCCGAUGCCGAGGACGCGGGCCUCAGGGCCGUUGCGGAGGAGGCCCCGAUCAGGGCCGAUGCAGAGGAGCCGCGGCCCAGGGCCGAGCCACACGGGGCGCCUCGCAGGGCCGAGGCGGAGGUGGUGCGGCCCAAGUCCGAGGUGGGGGGCCUGCGGCGGAAGGUCGAGGAGGAGGCGCGCCGCAAGGCCGAGGCGCGGCGCAGGUCUGAGCUGAGCGAGGCGCGGCCAACAAGAGAGGAGGAGUCAGGCGAAGCGCAGUGCGUGGCCGGGGGUGGGGAGGCACCCUCCACGGGGGACGUGGAAGAGGUGCGGUCGAAGGGUGAGGCAGAGGCGCUGCUCGGCACCAAGGCGCAGGAGGCGCGGCCAGAGGCCGAGGAUGACGAGGUGGUGGAGGUGGACGCGGAGGCGCGGUUCGAGGCUGAUGAAGAGGAGGCGGGGCUCAAAGUUGAGGCGGAGGACGUGUGGCUGAAGCCGGAGGCGGAGAUGGCGCUUCGCAGAGCCGAGGCCGAGGAGGCACUGCGCACGGCUGCCCAGGCGGAGGAGGCACGCCUUGGCGCCGAGGUGUCAGAUGCGCGCCUGAAGGCAGAGGCAGAGGAAGCGCGGCGCAGGGCCGAUGCCGAGGCCCAGCGCAAGGAGCAGGCUGUGGAAGCGCUGCGCAGGGCCGAGAGGGAGCAGGAGGACGCACAUCUGAAGGCCGAGGCCGCAGAGGCGCAGCGUCGAGCAAAGGAGAAGGAGGAGGAAGACGCGCAGCGCAGAGCCGAGGCGGAGGAGGCGCAGCGCAAGGCCGAAGCAGAGGAGGCGCAGCGCAAGGUCGAGGCGGAGGAGGCCAGGCGCAAGGCUGAGGCUGAGGCAGAGGAGGCGCAGCGCAAGGCCGAGGUAGCGGAGGCAUUGCGCAAGGCCGAGGCGGAGGAGGCGCGGCGCAAGGCCGAGCUGGAGGAGGCGCGGCGCAGUGCGCAGCGCAAGGCGGAGGAGGAGGAGGAGGCGCGGCGCAAGGCCGAGGCGGAGGAAGCUCGGCGUAAGGCCGCGGCAGAGGCCAGGCGCAAGGCCGAGGCGGAGGAAGCGCGGCGGAGGGCUCAGGCCGAGGCGGCACGUCUCAAGGCCGAGGCGGAGGAGGCAGCGCGGCGGAAAGCACUCGCCGAGUCGCGCCAGCGUGCCGCCGAGGGGGCGCGCCUGCGGGCAGAGGAGGCCCGUCGGGCAGCGGAGCGGGCGGCGAUGCACCAGGCGGAGGGGGAGUCUCGCCGUGCUUGGGAGAAGGAGGCGCGGCUGAAGGCCGAGGAGGGUGAGCGCACGGCGAUGCAGCACGCCGAGGAGGGCUCGCGCCGCGCAUGGGAAAGAGAGGCGCAGCUCCGGGCCGAGGAGGCGGAGCGCGGGGCGAUGCGCUCGGAGGACCAGGCCUCUCGCCGCGCUCAGGAGCACGAGGCGCGGCUGCGGGCCGAGGCGCGGGAGCGGGCGGCGAUGCUCGGGGCAGAGGAGAGCUCGCGCCGCGCCUGGGAGCUGGAGGCGCGGCGCCUGGCCGAGGAGGAGGCGCGCCGCCCCGUGGUGAUCACGUGCACCGCGGACGCCGGCUGCACGCAAGAGCCUCCGACCUCCGACGACACGUUCGUCGCAAUCCCGGAACUGCUCAGGAUCAAGAACUGGUCCCAGAGACCCUGGCUCCAGGACGCCCCCGCGGCGGCCCCGACCGCGGUGGCGCCCCGCGCCGCCGCCCCGCAGGCCUGCGCGGCGCCAGGCGCGCGGCCGGGCGCCACGGCGGCAGCGGCGGGCGGGGCGGGCGGCAACGUGCCCGCCACGCCCCCGGCGGGGGCGGGCCCGGGCCUCGUCAUCAGCUGGACGGCGAGCGGCUUCUGCCUGGGCUGACCGCGCCCCAUGGGCUCCGUAUAUACGCCGCCAGGGUCGGGGUCGGAGCAGAGGGGGUCGGGGGAUCCUCGUCAUCAGCUGGGCGGCGAGCGGCUUCUGCCUGGGCUGGCAGCGCCCCAUGGACACCGCCUCUACCUUUGCGCGGAAGAACUUUGGCUUAGCGUGGUGCUGCAUCUGUUCUGGCCCACCCCGCUUCUGCGCGACACUCCAUCCGCGUCCCCGUGCCCAAGCGUCAGGGCCCCGAGCUGUUCCCAGCCUCCCACCCCGCGGAGCGGAGCGAGGUGCGAUCCGCUUGCAAGACAUACCGUGUCGCGGGGGCUGCCGCCGCGACACGCUGAGCAAAAGCUCCUGACCGUAGCGGAUGGCAUUGCCUGGGCCGUGGACGGCGAGCGGCUUCUGCCUAACUUUGACCGAGCCCUUUCGAGCUCAAGAAGGGGAAGCUGCACUGCAGGCGCAGACUUUCGGAGCUUCUGUUCCGUCUGCUGAGGGCUCUGGCCGCCAUCGCCCCGACGCCCACCCCCCC
Messenger RNA from Prorocentrum cordatum, 3295 nucleotides. NCBI's taxonomy places the organism in Eukaryota, Dinophyceae, Prorocentrales, Prorocentraceae. The record is from the annotation of a GenBank genome assembly.